AUCCAGUUAUACCAUUAUGACUAUUUUAUUUUGUGUAAUAGCAGUAAAAUUAUAAGUGAGAGGAGUUGUCUAGAAACUGGGAACUCUGACAUGGAGAAGAUAGUUGUCUCAUAAAUCAGAGCUUUCCUUUUUCUAGCUAGAUCUAGUUUUAAGUGGUUCUACACUAUUUUCCUAGAUGUGUAGUCACCUUUUGCAUUUUAAGUCCAUUGAAUGACCUAUAAAUAACAUCUGAUACAACUCUUCAGUUUUGGAACUGUCUUUUGAACUGGAAUUUUCAUAUUACUCUGCUGCCUUUACCUAACAUUUCACUACAUUUUGUCCUUUACUGGCAAUUUUAGGUAACACUGGAACCAACAGGAAAAGAGAGACUGUCAGAAGUAGAGAUGAUGAAAGAGGACAGGGAUCACAGGUACUGCAAUGGCUGCAGGAGUUCUGCUGCAAAAUGAGCAACCAUACUCCUCGCUGAUAGAGAGCAGUGUGUAUCUGGCAAAUAUGAGUUCAGGGAGCUCGAGGCGCCCCACGGCCAAGUACACGAAGGUGGGGGAGCGGCUGCGCCACGUCAUCCCCGGGCACAUGCAGUGCUCCAUGGCCUGCGGCGGCCGUGCCUGCAAGUACGAGAACCCCUCGCGCUGGGCUGAGCACGAGCAGGCCAUCAAGGGGCUCUACUCCUCCUGGAUAACAGAUAACAUCCUGGCUAUGGCUCGACCCUCAACAGAAUUAAUUGAAAAGUACAACAUUAUUGAGCAGUUUGAAAGAUGUGGCAUAAAAACCAUAAUUAACCUUCAGCGUCCUGGGGAGCAUGCAAGCUGUGGGAACCCCCUGGAGCAGGAGAGUGGCUUCACCUACCUUCCUGAAGCCUUUAUGGAAGCUGGCAUUUAUUUUUAUAAUUUUGGAUGGAAGGAUUAUGGAGUGGCAUCUCUCACAACUAUCCUUGACAUGGUAAAGGUGAUGUCUUUCGCCCUGCAGGAGGGGAGGGUGGCUGUUCACUGCCACGCAGGACUUGGGAGGACAGGUGUUCUAAUAGCUUGCUACUUAGUUUUUGCCACCAGAAUGAGUGCUGACCAAGCGAUUCUGUUUGUCAGAGCCAAAAGGCCCAAUUCCAUCCAGACCCGGGGGCAGCUGCUGUGUGUCAGGGAGUUCUCCCAGUUCCUGGUCCCUCUCCGCAAUGUCUUUGCGUGCUGCGAGCCCAAGGCACAUGCGGUCACCCUGUCCCAGUACCUAACCCGCCAGAGGCACCUGCUCCAUGGCUACGAGAGCAGGCACCUCAAACACGUGCCAAAACUCAUCCAUCUGGUGUGUAAGCUGCUGCUGGACCUGGCUGAGAACAGACAGGUGGUAGAAGCAGAGCUGCUGGACAUCCCAGACCUCUCAGCUGAGAUUGAGAAGACCAUGUCCCAGCUGGCAUCCACGGAGCUCGAGCAGGAGCUGGCCAGGCAUGACAGUGACAUGUCGGACUCGUCCCACGCCCACUCCUCUGCCCUUGACAGCCAGGACUCACACUUCUCCCUGGGACACGAAUGUGAUGCUUUCUGUAAAAGAAGGAGUGUCGAAUGCCUUCAGCCUCUUAGUCAUCUGAGAAGGCGUCUGAGCUACAGUGAGUCAGACCUAAGGAGAACUGAGUUUCUUUUGGAACAGGAUGACACUGCCUGGACAGUGCCUGCUCAGAUCUUAGUGAACAACAAACCCAAGCAGAACAGUGGGGAGGAAUGUUCUGCCACAGGUGAGGCAAAGCCACAGCUGGAAUUAAACAAAGACACAUUAGUGCAUAACACGUGCGUGUUCUGGAGUCAAGGGAGAUUUCAUUUGGAUGGACGAAGGGAUGGCUCCUAUCAGAGAAGGGGCUCUAUCAAAGAAGUACAACGCAGCAGGACCUUUUCCUCAGGCCUUGCGUCCAUGCACAAUCCCAAGGAACCUGGAAUGCCAAGGCACAGCUUGGCCAGUGACACUGCUCACAGGAAGGACCACAAGACCAAUAUAUAUGGCAGGAGAGUCUAUCUCUCCGAGGACUCUGACUCUUCUUCCUCUUCCAAAGUGAACUUUUCCAUUGGAUAUGAAAACGAGAGUAGCAGAGAGCUGUCAGAGACAAUUCCACACAUUGUUCUGCAGUCAGAAUUAAGUUUGGAAGCUCGAAGAAUUUUGGCAGCCAAAGCACUUGCAGAUAUAAAUGAAUUUCUGGGAGAGGAUGAAGUGAAGCAGAAGGUAGAAAUGUGGCAGAAAGAACUGAAUUCUCAAGAUGGAGCUUGGGAUAAAAUCUGCACCGAGAGAGAUCCUUUUAUUCUCUGCAGCUUGAUGUGGUCAUGGAUAGAGCAGCUGAAAGAACCUAUUAUAUCCAGAGAUGAUAUUGACAUGCUGGCAAAAAAUUGCACAGUAUCCAAGGAUGCGCUCUACUUGCUGAGGAAGGAGCAGUGUCAGACCAUCCUUUGUAUUUUACACUGUGUGGUGAACCUGCAAGUGCUGCCAGCUGAUGUGGAGGAGGCCUUACUUGCUCGAGCUAUUAAAGCUUUCACCAAGACAAGCUUCAAUUCUGAGAAUGGGCCAUAUGUUUACAAUACCUUGAAAACUGUAUUUAAACAAGCAAUGGAAGAAAAAAGGAAAAGGAUAAAAGAAGGAACAGAGAAUCCUUCUUGAUUUCUACACAGCUCUGCCGAAGCAUUAGAUGGGUUUACCAAAUUAUUUUGCAUUUUCCAGCUACUGUAUUUUGUGCUACCUGGCAUGAUCUACCUAACUUUAGGUAAUAGAAGUUAUUAACAAAUAAUUUUGGUUUUUUUAGAGGAGUUUAAAUGGCAGUUGUUCAGUCUACAUAGUUUUUAAAGAAUGGCUCCCUGUGACCAUUCUCUGUAGCAUUUUGUUUCAGGUACUGUUCUUUUAUGUUGUCAAGGGUUCUCCUCUUCUCAGAUGUGUUUAUUGAUUUGGAAUCCUCUGUUAUUGGCAAGAAACAUUAUUGUCAAGUUACAUGACUGCCAUGAGUUCAGUGCCAUGAUCCCCAAAGGUUUAAUGGAUUAAUAUUUAUGUAUUACAUAUGUUUACAUUAAUGAUAUUUGAUUUCACUUUGCAGAAAAUAAAUAUUGACUGAACCUGUGAAA
Messenger RNA from Vidua chalybeata, 3083 nucleotides. It is a transcript of the gene PTPDC1, whose product is annotated as protein tyrosine phosphatase domain containing 1. The record is from RefSeq and is a predicted model, not a curated record. NCBI's taxonomy places the organism in Eukaryota, Metazoa, Chordata, Aves, Passeriformes, Viduidae. Gene Ontology annotation, biological process: cilium assembly; protein dephosphorylation. Bases 418 to 2628 code for a protein of 736 amino acids. The transcript has 10 exons. Gene Ontology annotation, molecular function: protein tyrosine/serine/threonine phosphatase activity.